CACGCCGGGAUGCUGGCGGAGCGGGCGGGGCUCGCUGAGGCGGGAGCGCUCGGUCCUGUCGCGGGUGGCGGUGUCGCCGGUCGCGAUGCUCCGUCGGAAGCCGACGCGGCUGGAGCUGAAGCUGGACGACAUCGAGGAGUUCGAGAGCGUGCGGAAGGAGCUGGAGAGCCGCAGGAAGCAGCGGGACGAGGCGGAGGCGGCGGCGGGGGGCGAGGAGGCGGCGGCGAUCGGAGCGCUGGGCACGGAGCACAAGAGCCGCGAGCAGCUCAUCAAUGACCGCAUCGGGUACAAGCCGCAGCCCAAGGCCGGCGGCCGCACCGCGCACUUCGGCACCUUCGAGUUCUGACGGGGCGACCCGCUCUGAGCUGUUCCGUUUUCUGGUUAACAUGUCCGUGAACGCCCCUUGGCCGAGUGUUCCGUUUUAAAUAAAUAUCUAUUCCUUUUUUUUUU
Oenanthe melanoleuca is the source of this 450-nucleotide messenger RNA. RefSeq names its product cell division cycle 26 (gene CDC26). Bases 86 to 346 code for a protein of 86 amino acids. NCBI's taxonomy places the organism in Eukaryota, Metazoa, Chordata, Aves, Passeriformes, Muscicapidae. Gene Ontology annotation, cellular component: anaphase-promoting complex. Gene Ontology annotation, biological process: anaphase-promoting complex-dependent catabolic process; regulation of mitotic cell cycle; protein K11-linked ubiquitination. The record is from RefSeq and is a predicted model, not a curated record. The transcript has 2 exons.